AUGCUCACCGGAUUUCUACCUCGCAACCCUUCUAGGAAUGACCCGUCAGGCAGUGAACUUUCUUUUACCGCACGAAAGUUGAGCACCAAGCUCAAAAGUCGACCAAUCAAUGACGUACAAUCUCCUCGUGUUGCUGUGCACAGCACACCCUCCAACAAUAGUAUCGCCUCUAGACAAUAUGAGAAUGAGCGCCAGCAAAGACUCAUUGCAGCGCAGCGAGAUCAAAGAGCUUGGUACGAAACCGUAUCGAAUGAAGCUUUCCAACAACGUGCACUGAACCGAGAGCAAGGUCAGCUAGCAAGAGAUGAGCUUCACAGUCACGUAGAGAGUGAGAGGCGGGCGGGUGAGGAACUAAGACAACAGCAGGUCGGAAUUUGCCGAGCGAAACUCCAUGAACGAGAAGAGCAGAGACGACGCGAAGGGGAGAGAAUUCGGCAAGAGAGGGCUGAAGCUGAAGCUACUUUGUUAGCCGUGAUAGCCGCAGAACAGGAAGAAGAGCGAAGGCAGGCAGAAGAGGCGGAACGUUUAAGAAGGGACAGACUGAGGGAGUGUACUGUGUGCUUCGAUGCGGACGAUAUGGGCGUGAUGGUAGAGCUGGCAUGCACCCACUGGUAUUGCAGACCACACCUCCGAGGUAGCUCCUCACCCUGCUCUCAAAAUGUACAUCUCAAUUCUGAUCUUAAUUAA
Messenger RNA from Bacidia gigantensis, 687 nucleotides. RefSeq lists its product as uncharacterized. Bases 1 to 687 code for a protein of 228 amino acids. The transcript has a single exon. The record is from RefSeq and is a predicted model, not a curated record. Lineage: Eukaryota; Fungi; Ascomycota; Lecanoromycetes; Lecanorales; Ramalinaceae.